This is a messenger RNA of Oncorhynchus masou masou (cherry salmon), 1568 nucleotides long. RefSeq names its product neuropeptide FF receptor 2-like. Gene Ontology annotation, cellular component: plasma membrane. NCBI's taxonomy places the organism in Eukaryota, Metazoa, Chordata, Actinopteri, Salmoniformes, Salmonidae. The transcript is spliced from 4 exons. Gene Ontology annotation, biological process: cellular response to hormone stimulus; G protein-coupled receptor signaling pathway. Gene Ontology annotation, molecular function: peptide binding; neuropeptide receptor activity. The record is from RefSeq and is a predicted model, not a curated record. Bases 1 to 1371 code for a protein of 456 amino acids.
AUGACACAGACUCUGGAUCCCAACUGCUCCAACAGCUCAGAAGACUGGAACACCUUUUACUUCAACUCCUCAAGGGACCCCCAAUGCCUCCAAUACCCACCCUACCACUACACCCAACAGAAUAUCACCUAUGUGGACUUGUACCUCCACGGGCCCUCGGUGGCGGUAGUCUUCAUUGUGUCCUACCUGCUCAUCUUCCUGGUCUGUAUGGUGGGGAAUGGUGUGGUGUGUUUCAUCGUGCUGCGUAGCAAGAAUAUGAGGACAGUCACCAACCUCUUCAUACUCAAUCUGGCUAUUAGUGAUUUGUUGGUUGGCAUAUUCUGUAUGCCCACUACCCUGGUGGACAACAUCAUAACAGGCUGGCCUUUUGGAAGUUUAGUGUGUAAGCUGAGUGGGAUGGUUCAAGGCAUAUCAGUGGCAGCUUCAGUCUUUACUCUGGUGGCAAUAGCUGUGGACAGGUUCCGCUGCAUCGUAUACCCCUUCAAGCAGAAGCUGACCAUCUCCACCUCCAAGCUGAUCAUUGUCAUCAUCUGGGUCCUGGCUAUCUCCAUCAUGUGUCCUUCAGGGGUCAUGCUCCAGGUGACCAAGGAGCAGCGUGUCCUGAUUCUACUGGGGGACAGCUACAACAACACACGCCCAAUCUACUGGUGCCGUGAGAACUGGCCCAAUCAGGAAAUGAGGAAGAUCUACACCACCGUCCUAUUUGCUAACAUCUACCUAGCCCCACUGUCACUCAUUGUCAUCAUGUACGUCCGCAUCGGAUUCACACUCUUCAAGAUGGCUGUACCCGCCUCAGGCCGGGGAAUCAGUAGUGGCAGCAGCGGUGGGACGAAGCCCGGCCUGGACAACCACCGUCAAAUGGUGUCGAAGAAGAAGAAGAGGGUGAUCAAGAUGCUGCUGAUGGUGGCGUUGCUUUUCAUCCUGUCGUGGCUGCCGCUCUGGACGUUGAUGAUGCUGAGUGACUACGCCAGCCUGACAGCGAGCCAGCACCGUGUCAUCAACAUCUACGUGUACCCGUUGGCCCACUGGCUGGCCUUCUUCAACUCCUCCGUCAACCCCAUCAUCUACGGCUUCUUCAAUGAGAACUUCCGCCGGGGGUUCGAGGCCGCGUUUAAGUUCCAGCUGUGCGUCGCCUACAUGGAGCGCCAGAUGAUCUACUCGCGUCGUAUCCAAGGCAACGCAGUGUUACCUGAGAACCUGAAACUGCCCACCAGGCCCGGCUCGGCAAGGUCAGGAUUGGCUUUGGUGAACGGGAAAGGGCUGGGCCGGGUGGAAGUUGUCGGGCUGACGUCAGGCGAGAGGUUGUCGGGGAGCAACAUGAAGGAGCAUGAUCUGAUCAUGGAGGACCUGGAGAAGGUAUCCCAGAUUUAAACAUGUCAUACUGUAUGUGCCAUUGGGACAUGUAUUCAGACAACCUGGAGAUUGUAUCCCGUAUUUAAAAAUUACAGUUAAACAUUUGUACUGUUGCAUGAACUGUAAUAGACAUACAUGUAAUGUACCUAUAUUGUGCAGUAAACAUUCAGGGCACAGAGAGGACACAGGCGGUGGGUGUUCCAAAUCGCACCAUG